GCAAAACUUAUAUCGCUUUGCCUUGGCUGGGGACUCUUACCUACUGCAAGAGGUCCAUUCAAGCUGUGCCGCUAAUUGAAAUUUCUAUGCGAUGAGUAUAAAUAAAACAUCACCAGGAAAGCUGCCUUUGUAAGGCUUGCUCUUUUGGACAAGAAAGUUUUGGCGCCGAGUCAGAGCAGGACUCAACGAAAAUGGCUGCCGAUCCCACGUUAAUAUUUCUACAUGAGAGCUUUGUGACAUUCAGCGACGCGCUGACAACGGAGGCGGAUACUUGGGCAUCAGAAGUGAACAACUGGGAGUCACGCAAGGCGAAGCUGCAGCAGCUGCAGGCAGGGUGGCAGGCUCGGGGCUUCCACGGGCCGGAGGCCUUGAGCACCAUCUCAAGGUAUCAGGGACACAUAAACUGGCAGACUAUGCCGCCCGACCAGUUCUCACGCUUCUACCGCUUCAUGUUCCACGUCUGCCGCGACCCCGGCAAGCGCAACAUCUCGAUGGAGUUGGCUGUAGCGGCCUGGCGGCUAGUGCUGGCGGGCCGGUUCAGACUACUGGAGCGCUGGUGCACCUUCGCGGCGGGGCAGCAGGGCACCAAGGUGGUCACGGAGGACACGUGGCGCCAGGUGUUGGACUUUAGCCGCACCAUCCAUGAGGACCUGUCCAACUACGACUCCGCCGGCGCGUGGGCAGUGCUGCUGGAUGAGUUCGUGGACGACAUGCGCACCUCACGAGGCGGCGGCAAUGGCGGCUGUGGCCGCGCCGGCCUGGCCCUGGGCGGCGGCGUCAGCGAGUUUGGCUUGGGCGGCGUGGUGGCAGGCGGCAUGCUGUGCGGCAGCGGCGGCAGCAGGGACAUGUACCUGGAGAGCCACCGCAGCGGCUCGGCGGCGGAGCUGGCUCGGUGCAGCAGCGGCGGCGGCGCGGGCCUGAGUGGCCUCGGAGGCGGGGACGGCAUGGGCUUUGGCGGCGGCCCCGGGGGCUUGCUGGGUAUUGAGGGCAUGACGGCGUUUGUGUCGUGUUUGUCGCCGAGGUGCGGCAACAAGCGGCGGGAGCCAGACGUGGACACAGUGGCCCAGCAGCUGUCAGCCAUACCGCUGGGCGGCUCGGUGGGCGCGGCACCGGGGCAGGGCCUGGCGGGGAGCGGGCUGCCGCCGGUGCCGCUGGCGGCUCCCGGCGGCGGCUCGGACGGGAGCGGCUGGUUGCAGGGGCACGGCGCCGUGGCCAUGCCGUGCGACCACCACACGGGGCCGAAGCGGCAGUGCUUUGAGCGGCCUUCGGCGGAGGCGCCGCCGCAGCUGCCGCUGCAGCCGCAGCAGCCCACAGCGCACUUCCCUACAGCCGCGCAUCCCGGCGUUGCGUGUGUUCACGGGGGUUCGGAGGCGCCGUGCGGGCCAGGCGGAUUCCUGCUCGGGGCAGCGCCGGUAGCGCCGGGCCUUGGCGCCUUCGCGCCGGGGCCAGGCUUCGGCGUGGCAGCUGGGCUGGGCGGCGGCAGCGGCUGCUUGGGAGCAGCUGGGGGCGGCGACAGGGCGGCGGGCGGCGGGCUGUGUGGGGGCAGCGGCGGUGCGACGCCCAUGUCUAGCAGUGGCGGCGCGGGCCAUGGUGGCGGCCACAUGUCGUGCUGCUCGGCGGGGUCAGUGGACAGCGACUGCGGCACUGCCGGGCCGGCGGGGUCGGCGGCGGCGAUGGACGGACUGCGGGACGCAAGCGGCUUGUGUACGGUGGCGACAGCGCACUCACAGCUCUUGCACCAUCACCAUCACCAUCACCAUCACCAGCAGCAACAGCAGAUGGGCGGGCGGCGGGCCGUCAAGGCACGGCGCUCAGGCGUGUCUGACAUUGUGCGGUCAGCUGUGUCGGACGCUCUGGGGUUUCAGUAGCUGGGACAUCAACGCAGGAUGCAAAGCUCGUGAUUAAUUGCAUGUAGUUUGGGCGCUUCGACGACUUGAAGUCGCGAUCGCGCAGGUUUAGACGAGUUUUCAUGUCAGUCUCAUCACCGCAUGCAAUGAGGAUGGCUCAGCAUGACCAGCCGCACUGCGCAGGCCCCACAAGCGCUGGCGGCAAGGUGGCGGUGGCGGUGGUGUUGGAAGAUGGGAGCGGGGCUACCGGAUGGAGGAGGAAAGGGAGUCUUCCCGAUUGCAAAUCGCACCGUCUAGCCUAGGUCCGUGAUGUGAGGAGCUGUCAGACCGGCAGUCUGUUUCAGUGCUAGCCCUCUUACACCAUUCCGGUUGUCGCGUGUUCUAGGCGUAGACCAAACACAUUGUUGCUUCGCGUGGGCACGCGGCGAGCGCGAGAGAGCCUCGGAUGCCGCCGGUCAGCUGGACAGUGGCAGUCCGCUGGCGUGGGUUGGGCGUAAUCUUCCAGGGCGUUACUAUGUCGGGAUGAUGCCGGACCUGUUACUGUG
This is a messenger RNA of Chlamydomonas reinhardtii, 2392 nucleotides long. RefSeq lists its product as uncharacterized. Gene Ontology annotation, cellular component: ubiquitin ligase complex. The transcript is spliced from 7 exons. Bases 192 to 1868 code for a protein of 558 amino acids. The record is from RefSeq and is a predicted model, not a curated record. Gene Ontology annotation, molecular function: ubiquitin-like protein binding; ubiquitin conjugating enzyme binding; cullin family protein binding. Gene Ontology annotation, biological process: protein neddylation; positive regulation of ubiquitin-protein transferase activity. NCBI's taxonomy places the organism in Eukaryota, Viridiplantae, Chlorophyta, Chlorophyceae, Chlamydomonadales, Chlamydomonadaceae.